Prunus dulcis (almond) is the source of this 600-nucleotide messenger RNA. RefSeq lists its product as uncharacterized. The record is from RefSeq and is a predicted model, not a curated record. The transcript is spliced from 2 exons. The coding region runs from base 1 to 600 and encodes 199 amino acids. NCBI's taxonomy places the organism in Eukaryota, Viridiplantae, Streptophyta, Magnoliopsida, Rosales, Rosaceae.
AUGAAGAAGUUUAGUUAUCAACAAGCCAAUACUGAUCAUACUCUAUUCAUUAAACAUAGGGCUGGUAAGGUGACUUUGUUGAUUAUUUAUGUUGAUGAUAUGAUUGUGACUGGUGAUGAUACUGCAAAAAUCGAGGAACUACAGAAGUGUUUAGCAUCUGAAUUUGAGAUAAAAGAUUUGGGUAGUCUGAAAUAUUUUCUAGGAGUGGAAGUCACUCGAUCUAAACAUGGCUUAUUUCUUUCACAAAGGAAGUAUGUCAUGGACCUGUUAGCAGAUACUGGAAUGCUUGACUGUAAACCAGCUGAUACACCUAUUGUUGAGAAUCACAAACUUGGUGUUUAUGUGGAUCAGAGUUACUUAAAGUCUGCUCCUGGGAGAGGUUUAUUAUUUAAAAAAAAAAAUGGCCACUUGGAUCUAGAAGGUUACACUAAUGCAGAUUAUGCAAGGAAUAUUACAGAUAGACAUUCUACAUCUGGUUACUUCACAUUUGUUGGUGGUAACCUAGUUACGUGGCGUAGCAAGAAGCAAAACGUUGUGUCUCGGUCCUUUGCAGAGUCUGAGUACAGAGGGAUUGCCCAAGGGGUUUGUGAAAUACUGUGA